UUCAGCACUGGAACAAACAGGAAAAGGAGUGGUCAUGUGACGUAGGGAUUGUUUUUCAAAAUAGCUUAGCUAGCUGCAAGCUAGCUGAAGUAUCUUAUAUACUACGUUAUUAUCAUUCACUUUUAUAACGCAGCAUAAUUUAAAUAAAUGUGAAUAUUAAACUUCUAGCAGAGUCAUGAAUGGGAGUACAAAUCCGCUCUUGGACAAAGAAGAACAUGUUUUGAAGCUCGGAGAGAGCUUUGAGAAGAGGCCAAAAUCAUCAUUUCACACCAUCAGAUAUGAUUUCAAACCAGCUUCAAUUGACACAAGCUGCGAGGGAGAGUUGCAAGUUGGUAAAGGAGAGGAAGUCACCAUCACAUUACCUCACAUUCCAGGCUCUACACCACCCAUGACAGUAUUCAAAGGGAAUAAGCGGCCAUAUCAGAAAGACUGUGUUCUUAUCAUCAAUCAUGACACUGGGGAGUACAUGCUGGAGAAGUUGAGCAGCAGUAUCCAGGUCAAGAAAACCAGAGCGGAGGGCAGCAGUAAGAUCCAGGCCAGGAUUGAGCAACAGUCAGUGCGUGCCACUGCCACCCAGCCUCCAGCGCAGUUCCGUGCCCCCACUAAGCCUGCUGCAGGGGCCAAGACCUCCCCCUCCCCUUCCAAGGACAACCCCUCCCCUGAGCCCCAGCUAGAUGACAUCAAGAGAGAGCUGCGAGCGGAGGUGGAUGUUAUUGAACAAAUGAGCAGCAGUAGCGGCAGCAGCUCAUCUGACUCUGCCAGUGGCUCUGGUAGUGGGGACGACAGCUCCAGCAGUGAUGGGGAGCAUGACGCCCCUCAUCCCCAACCUGUCCCACUCCCUCUCAUCCAGCCCUCCCCCAACCCUGUGGUCAACGGAGGAGCAGACAGGCAACAGGGCAGCAACCAGCUGAUGAACACGCUCAGGAAUGACCUCCAGUUGAGCGAGUCAGGCAGCGACAGUGGUGAUGACUGAACUGCCCCCAGUCUCUCUCCUGCCCUCUCUUUCUACCUCUCAUUAUUACACCAUCUUGCUUUCCUCUUUCUUCUCUUUGCCUGGUUCCGUUGUUUCGUUGCUGUGGUAACCAACCCAACUGUAAAGUCUGGUUUUAUUGUAUUUUUUAAAUGUCUCUGUGAAGCCGGCGAACCUGGAGAUUUAAUAGUGUAUUUUUGAUUAGCUGUAUAUUUUGUUUUGUAUUUUUAAAUACUUUUACAUAUGAAAACAUGCUAAAGAAUAUAUAUUAGAAUGCAUGUACAUAUUUUCUGUAGUUAGAGCUCCUAGUUGUAUCAACUUGUAGCACAAGUCUUUGUUGUUUUCUUGUUUCAUCACAGGGGAUGAAUAUCACCCCCAUCUUCCCUAUUUAUCUGGAAAUCAAAAGAAGGCACUGAAAGCAUUUCACCCAUUCCAUGUUUUUAUCAGUAUCAUGACACUUUCAAAAAUCUUUGAAGAGGCCAGGGUACAGCUCACAUCGAUCUAAGCUACAGAUGAUACAAAAGGACAUACUGAUAUUUUUUUAUGUAAAAUCAGUUUCUAAAGUUUCAAUUGACCACUUAAAGGUUUUAGUUGGAAUAUUGACCUGUUCUGGUGAACAGGUAAAUAUCAGUAAGUCAUUUCAUUUCAUUCAAGUCAUUUACUUACAAAUUGGUGCAUUCACCUUAUGACAUCCAGUGGAACAGUCACUUUACAAUAGUGCAUCUAAAUCUUAAAAGGGGGGGUGGUGAGAAGGAUUACUUAUCCUAUCCUAGGUAUUCCUUAAAGAGGUGGGGUUUCAGGUGUCUCCGGAAGGUGGUGAUUGACUCCGCUGUCCUGGCGUCGUGAGGGAGUUUGUUCCACCAUUGGGGGGCCAGAGCAGCGAACAGUUUUGACUGGGCUGAGCGGGAACUGUACUUCCUCAGUGGUAGGGAGGCGAGCAGGCCAGAGGUGGAUGAACGCAGUGCCCUUGUUUGGGUGUAGGGCCUGAUCAGAGCCUGGAGGUACUGAGGUGCCGUCCCCCUCACAGUAACAUGUAAAUGAGCCGGGGUCAAUCCUUUACAUGUCAAAGCACUUUAGUUUCAUUGUAAAAUCAACACUUUCAGCAGUUUCCACCUAAAAUAUUUUGCAUUGCUUUUAACAGCACCUUUCUGAUCUUUUAAAUGCAACUAACACCCAGUACUUUGAGUUCACCAUACCCUUUAUAGCUCAUAUUCUACUAUUUCCACAUCAAUCAUUUGACUUUCUGAUUCUGUCUCACUCAAUAGCUACGUAUCCAUCAUAUUGGUGACAGAUUUUCAUGCGAAUAUUCUAAAAUCCGCAUUAAAACAAUAUGUGCACAUUCCCACCAGAGAUGUUUCCAUCACAUUGACUUGUUGCGGAUAACAGUCUGUGCGUGAUGACGUAGUGCACAUAAAAAUAACUUUUGCGAUUUAAUUACCAUUAAAUACAAGUUAAAUGGGUUUCCGUCGCAUUUGCUGUUUUGCAGGUAGGCUAGUCUACAUGAUGCGAUUAUUACAAGAUAAGAGCGUGAUUAUUUGUAUUUGUCAAACGGCAGCCAAGCAUCGAUCAUCAUGUCACCAGAAUAAGAACCUCGAUAUUUAUUGGAAAGGCUCAUCACUGUGCACUUUCACCACCCUGUGAAGUUUAUCAUUUAUUUCAUAUAGCCUAAUAAACUGCAAGCUUUCCUGAGUCGUAGUGGGAGGACCACACAAUAUCACAUGACUCCAAAUGUACUUCUAUAUGACAGUUAUUACAUCAAUAUUUGCACAUAAAUGCGUUUCCACCGAUAUUUCUCACAUAAUUCAUUUUACAGACAGAAAAAGAUCCCACCUUGUCUAGCGUAUUUAGUUUUGUCGAAAUUUGGAAAGUUUACCGACAAAUGUGCUGUUUCCAUCAGGCCUGUCGUGGCAUUUUUAUAAUCUGACUUUACUCGCAUAAAAAGGUUGGAUGGAAACCUGGUUACUGGCCCAACCAUAUAUCACUGUCCAAAGUUCCCAACCAUAUAUCACUGGGCUAGUUUCAGACCUGUGUAGACAUUUUUAGAAGUACCAAAGAAGCAAAACAAGUAGGUUUUAGAAUACAGAUGCUGAACAUCUAUGUUUACUUAGAUAUAAGUCUAUUUUCAUUAGACUGGGUUACUCAUAACAUGUAACAGCUGCUAUACAUUGACCACUUGUUUUUUCAUUAGUUCCAUAGAUUCAACAGAUUUGGAGUGAUAGCAGUCACAUUGGAUCACAUCUUUUAAUUUAGCAACUGUUGUGACAGUGAUCAAUAGCGCGCUAGAAUCUGCGCAGAUUAUUAUAGCAAUUGAGAAGAUCGCCACAAACCUGCGGUGUAUGCAUGCUAUUUUGGAACAUGCACAAUUUCUAUUAUUACAGAAGAUAUUUAUAGUUACUGUAGGCUAACCUCAAAAUUUGGCCAUGGAUGUGUGUUACUCAUUUUAAGGUUGAAUAAAUACCUUUACAUUAGUUUGUAAAAUAGCCUUAACUUUAUGCUAUUUACUGUAUUCCAAAAGUCAAUCAAAUUUCAACAUUUUAAAGUAUCUAAUGCUUGGAUGGUUUCAUCUGAGCCACUGGCUUAAUCCUAUUCUUUAACUUUUAUUUUUGGUUUAGUUGGAGACGUGAAUCCAACAUAUAAUUUGUCGUCAAAUUAAUAGGCUAUUUACUGUAUUGCAAAAAUUAUAUUGAAUUGUGUUUGGUUGUCAACACAACCAAAUAUCAACAUUUGAAGGAGAUGUAUGUUUUUUGCCACUGACUUAGUAUGGCUUUAAUUCCAGUUUGUCUACAUGAAUUUAUGUCAACCAAGAAUCAAAAUGAAAGAAUAUGACUAAAUCAAAGUUGAAGUGCAUUUAAAGUUAGAUGUGAUUUAGUCCUAUUCUUUAACUUCGAUUUUUGGUUGAGAUGGAGACAUGAAUUCAACAUAUCAAUUAUUCAUUUGUAGACGAACUGGAAUUAAAGCCAGACUAAGUCAGUGGCACAGAUGCAACUAUCCAAUCAGAAGAUACAUCUCCUUCAAUUGUUGAUAUUUGGUGACAAAUAUCAAAGCUAAGCAGGAAUGGGCUUGGUUAAAACCCUGGAUGAGGGACCAAAUGAAUAACUGUAUAUAGAUCAUCUCUCCAAUAGAAGGUGUUGCUGAGCCUAUUGUUUUUUUCUUCUGAUAGUGGAUAUGUCGUUGAAGAUCUGACGUUGUUUCAAAGGUACAAAUUCAACAUAUUUUACACAAGGGUUGUCUUUGUUGAAAAGGGGUUACAACGAUGACAUAAUCCUGUGGUUGACAUUUCACCCUCAAAACAAUAGUUUUUUUCAAAUCCAAUAUAUUUUCCACAUAGAUUCCAUGUUACAAUACAUUGAUAAAUUUACGUUGAAACAACAUUGAUUCAACCAGUUUGUGCCCAGUUCGGAUGUGUGUUCAUAAGGUGCUUAAAUGGUAUUUAACUGGUGCUGUUGUGUGUCUGGGACAUGGGUAUACAGCGAUGGGUAUACAAAUGUAAUGUGUUUUGUUUUCACAGCAGUUUGGAUCCAUGAACUUUGAUGUCUAACGCUAUUUCCAAUUUGUGUCUCUCUGGCAUCCAGUGUUAUUUCUGACCCAUACAGUUACUGUCCCAGUACAACCUCUCUUGCCACAUUUAUCAAAGUGGUUGACUUCUAUCUCUAGUUUUAUGUGCUUUGAGGUUUAUUAAAGUGUACACAUGUAUUUAAAUUGGAAUUAACUUUUUAUCAGUCAACCAAAAUAAAGGAAGAAAACAGUCA
Molecule: messenger RNA, 4719 nt
Organism: Oncorhynchus keta (chum salmon)
Lineage: Eukaryota; Metazoa; Chordata; Actinopteri; Salmoniformes; Salmonidae
Product: ELL-associated factor 1-like
Exons: 6
Coding region: 176-973 (265 amino acids)
Biological process (GO): positive regulation of DNA-templated transcription; regulation of transcription elongation by RNA polymerase II
Cellular component (GO): super elongation complex
Molecular function (GO): transcription elongation factor activity
Source: RefSeq, a predicted model, not a curated record